AAGCCUUCUGCUGUAGGCUUGGGAUUGUCGUCGCCGACAAGGAGCUCAAAAAACGUAUAUGGGCGCUUAGGUGAAGGAACGUCACCUUCGGGUCCCUUUCGUAACUGAACGUGGUACUGUACAUACAUGGUCGACUUUCGACAGUUGGCGUGCUCACUCCUCGGCUCUUUGCCCUUCCGACUAUCACCGCCAGGGUGCAACUACGGCUUCCAACAAGGUGCCUCGAAGUCAGUUGCUAUUGUUGGAGCAGGGAGCGGCGGACUGGCUAUGCUGAAAAACCUGUUGGAUCUACCGCUCGAGAUUCGCGAGGACUGGGAUAUAGUCCUCUACGAGCGACGCAGGGACGUCGGGGGAAUAUGGCUGCCAGAUCCGUCACCCCCUCCUCCGCCAAAGCUACCCGAAACACCACUGUAUCCUCUGCUACACGCUAAUAGUCCUGUUCCCAUCAUGACUUACCCCCGCUUUCCGUUCCCGCCUGGCACCCCUCUUUUUACCACACACGAAUACAUAGAACGCUAUCACCAGGAUUAUGCAACCCGUUAUGACCACUGGCCGUAUAUCAAGUUAAACCACACUGUGCUGUCAUCGUCAUGGGUAGGAACACCCCGUGCAGGGCAUUGGGAGGUCGUCGUUGAGGACCAUAGUGGUGACCGGAUACAAAGAUCAUUUGAUCAUCUCGUCGUUGCGGUUGGGAUUAACCUUCAGCCACAUAUAGCGGUAUUCCCUGGACAAGAAGCGUGGUUAGAGAACACCAAGGGUGGACUGCAGCGCGAAAUCCUGCAUUCGAUGUGGUACCGUGAUCCUGGUGGGUAUGUCAACCAGACCGUUGUAGUAGUGGGUGGAGGACCAAGUGGGGUCGACAUCUCGUCUCAAAUUUCCAACUACGCCUGCAAAGUUUAUCUUUCCGUUCGCAGUCCGCCAUGGAGAGUGCCAACGGGAUCUGUGGAAAUAAAGUCUGAGAUUUCACAUUUCACGUCAGAUGAUAUUGUCUUCAAGGGCGGGUCUACAGUGUCGGGCGUUAAUACGGUCAUAUUGGGUACAGGCUAUGAUCUACGCGUGCCCUUCCUAGAAGAGGGCGGAGAAGUGAUCGUGAAACCAGGGUCUAACGAGACGGACGGACGAAGGCUUACCAACAACUUGCGUUAUCUGUUCCCACUCCAUGAACAUAUAUUUUCCCUGUCGGCGUCUUACCCAACGAACGCACUAGCUUUCAUCGGCCUCCCGAAAAUGGCCUUCAGUCGUCCCUCGGAUACUGCACAGAGUAUCUACGUGACCUCGAUCAUUGCCAAUGGCAGCCUGCUCGCACCCCGCGCUGAAUUGCUGCGCGAGCUUGCAGACAACGAGGAAGACCUUCGGAGGAGAGGAUAUGAUCCAUAUUACAUCGGACACACUAUGCUCAACGGUUCCACAUUCGAUUAUCAAGACAACCUCAUUGACACCCUGCGAUCAAAGGGGGCAUUGCCGGAAUGGAAUAAUAGUUUCGCCGAGCCCUGGAGAAGAGAAAGCGCUGUUUACUACGCGAAGGGUACUCUAAAGCGCGGGUGGACGAGGUUGGAAGCACUUGGACUAGCAGAGGAAUGGUUAGAAGGGGUUGAGAGUGAGGAUGAGUGGGCUGAUCUUUUGAGACGAGUGAAUGCGUGGCAGACAGAUUGGGAAACGUCACACCAAUUGGUAUUUCCAGAUGACGCGCUCAUAUAUUGAUGAAUGAUAUGACAUUCUACCUUUUAGUAUCUGAUUAAAGAUGAUAAAAGUGUGAUGGGCGUGUUUAAGAGUGAAGAUGAGUGGGUUGAUCUUGUGAGAUG
Messenger RNA from Pisolithus orientalis, 1802 nucleotides. RefSeq lists its product as uncharacterized. The record is from RefSeq and is a predicted model, not a curated record. Lineage: Eukaryota; Fungi; Basidiomycota; Agaricomycetes; Boletales; Pisolithaceae. Gene Ontology annotation, molecular function: NADP binding; N,N-dimethylaniline monooxygenase activity; flavin adenine dinucleotide binding. The transcript is spliced from 4 exons. Bases 127 to 1701 code for a protein of 524 amino acids.